AUGGUUCUGCUGCAACCAAACAGUGACGUCCUGUCGGGUGACGCACUGUCCACAAGCACGGAAAUGGCCAGCGAGGGAACGCCACUGAAGGUGUCCGUGUCGCCGCCGUCGGUGACCGACACCACCACCACCACCGUUACGACAACGCCAAUCAGCAUUUCCACGACAACGACGACGACGGUGGGCCCGGCCGAUGACGUCACGGGCGCAACGGCGGCAAUGUUUGGCAGUGCUGGGCCGCUGUCACCGUAUCGACCGAGCCGGGUUACGCUCGGUUCCGUCUAUCCCUGCAUCACGUGUAACCUUUGCAAGGGCUACCUGAUCGAUGCAACCACGAUCGUCGAGUGUUUGCAUUCCUUUUGCCACAGCUGCAUUAUGAAACAUUUGCGCACGGAACAGUACUGCCCACAGUGCGAAAUGAUGAUCAACAAAGCGAAGCCCAAUAUCAAACCGGAUGCAACGCUGCAGGCGAUCGUGUACAAGCUGGUGCCGGGACUGUACGAAAAUGAGCUGCGCCGGCGGCGUGCCUUCUACCGGCUGCACCCGGAAAUGGCCGCCAUUGCAACACCGGAGCAACGGGGCGAGGACACCGAGUAUCUCAUCUUCAGCCCGAACGAGAAGAUCUCACUAUCGCUGGAGUACGCGGAAAAAGAGCUGGCGGAGGACAAUGAGGAGCUGCUGAAGGCAAAGUAUCUGCUCUGUCCGGCCAUCUUUUCGAUCGGGCUGCUCAAGAAGUUCAUCAUCUACAAGUACGGCAUCUCGGAACGUCAGUUUUGCGUCGAGAUUAUGUACAAGGUGAAGACGAUCAUCCUUCCCGACUACUACACGCUGAUGGACGUGGCCUAUAUUUACACCUGGAAGAGGGAUGCUCCCAUGAAGUAUUACUACCGCAUUCGUACGACCGAAUCGAACCCGGUCGAAUUGCCGGAGGUACCGCUGCGUCGGUCGCCCAGUCUUGUCAGCGCUGGAAAACAACGGACCACGACCGUAGACGACGAGGACGACAAGGAGAAUGUGCAUCUCGAGCGGCUAGUGUCGGAGGUGACGGCAAACGAGAGUGACAACAGCUCCAACAGCAGCUGCAGCAGUGACAAUCAUCAUCGUCGUUCGGAAAAUAUCACCAAAACGGUGGAGGAAUUGCCCAAGCCAAGGGCAGUUCCCGUAACGCAGACAUCGCCAUCGCCUGCUGGAUCUCCGGCCACUCCAACUCCAGCACGCAAGAACGAGUCGAUCAAGUUAAAAAUUGGGCUGAAUAAGAACAAGUAUGUGAGCUUCCUGCAGAGUCCACAACCGGAUGAAUCGUUGGGAAAUACGUACUCAACGCCCGGUGCCUCCGUCGAAGGCACGAAGUCCCACAAAUCGGAGAAAACAAAGCGCAAGCGGACUGAUGCGCUGGCUACGCUGCAGCAGAUUAAAGAAAACUCCCGCGAGCUCAAGAUUAAGUUCGAGAAGAUCAAGGAAAUGGGAUUGAUGAACAGCAAGCGCGAGGGCAAGAGUGCCAAGAAGCAGCAUCAGCAGCUGGCGGUAGUCCCUUAUAAGGUUGAGUUGAGUUCGAGCAUUACCGAGGGGUUGCCAGAGUCGGAGCGAGAUUCCAAGCGAUUGCAUUCUUCCAAGAACGGUUCUUCGGGUUCGUCCUCAUCGUCGUACCGCAAGCUGAAGAUAAAGUCACCGAAGAGUGGCAGUAGCAGCAGCAACAGCAGUAGCAACAACAGCAGCCCGGAGGACAGCAAACAUCAUCAUCCGAUUGUGUUGAAGAUCGAUCAGCGUAGUCCGGACAUGGCUACAUCGACUCUGAAGUUUGGUGUGCCGAGAAAAACCGAUAAAAGCAUGACACCAUCACCGCCACCACUGCCACCGUCUCCGCCAACGCCACCGCCAGCGAAGCGAAAGUUCGAGGACGAGAAGUCACAGUUCCUGAACUCGUUCGAUCUGACACCCAUCAAGGCGGAACAAGCUUCACCAACGAAGGGUGAAGCUAGCAAUUCACCCUCGCCAGUGGAAAUCGUAUCGUCAUCGAAGAAAUCUCCCACGUCCAGUGUGUCCCCUACUGCGUGUGUUGCCAGUACAGCGCCGACAGCAAACGCGACAACCACCCCCAAUGGAAACACUACGCAGGUGAAACGAAAGGCAAAGGAUUCGGCUGGUGGUGCAACCCGAUCCGGCUCUAAGAAGCCAAAGCUUUCCGAUGACGAGAUGAAGGCAAUCGUCGAGAAAACGGUGGCGGAAAACAUUCGCUCACCCUCGGAACAUAUCGUGCCACCGAUUUUUCUUAAACCAAAGGUUCCACCGGUGGUUCCAUCACCGGUCGCUUCAUCUCGCCAACUGUCACCACCGUUGCUACCAGCCCCCGGUAAGACGGACUCGCAUCUGACACCCCCAUCCAAGCGUGAUUCUCCGCGACCGUUCGUAUUCAAGACGCCACCUCCACCACCACCGAUCGUCUCGGCAAACAACAUUCCCGCGGUGAAGCCUUCGCAGCAGGUACUGCCAGCACCGAUUCCGCAGAAACCGGCCCCUCCGACUACCGCCAGACCGCCGUCCAGCACAUCGGCGGGGAAGGCUGCAACGACGAAGUCACCAUCUUCACAGUCGUCAGUUCCACAAGCGCCAGUUCGGAAGCCAACGACUCCAACCAAGCUGCCGACUUCAACACACGCUGCCGGUGCUACGAAUGCUUCUCCUCAGCAGCUCAGCAAUGGCUCUGCCAGUACUGUUCCUACUAAUGCGACUACUCAUAGUGUCGCUACCGGAGCUAGCAAGCUUCAAAAGCCACUGGAACUGAAGCGUGCCCAGAGCAACCCAUCGAUCAACAUCCUACCUCCGGUACCACAAACUCCUUCUGUUCCACGUGAUACCGAAAUCAGCAAACUUCGUCCGGAGGAUCUGAAGAAAAACGUCAAGAUCUAUGGACCUCCCACAUCGGUCGAACAACCAACCGUUCCAGCUAGAGCAACGGACGCCACUAACUUUGCGGUCCCAACCAAGCUCCCUCCAAAACCGACCACAACGCUCUCCGUCACAUCAUCGACGAAGACUUCUGGUACUUCUUCAACAGCAGGAGGUUCAUCGGGACAGGGUACAAAGGGACGGCCGCUAAACUACUUGAAUUACGCACUGUUAAACAGCAAGGCGGCUGCUGCUGGCUCUAGAACGCCGAUCCCAUCGUACUCCUCUAACUCGCCCAGCUACUCGCCCGACUCCCCGCAGUACAAUCCCAACCUUAACUUCUCCCCGAAGCAGUUCAAGUACGCUAAUCCGCUCGCGUACAACAGCCAUCUUCAGAACAUGCUGAACGACCGCAGGACGAACGGUGGUAGCACGUCACCACCAUCGGCUACUAUUGCCAUUCCCGCGUCAUCACCAUCUCCACCACAGGCGAAGGAUCAGACAGGUCCUUCCACCAGCAUCACCAUUUCAACCACCACCAACAAACGGCCUGCGUCAGCGCUCAGUCCCGAUGCGGACGAAAAGAAGCUCCAGCCACCGGAGAAACAAGCGCCCAAUCCGCCGAACCCGUUGGAUAAAUUCCCCUCGGGCAUACCGGACGGGCUGUCGGUGACACUAGCCACAGAAGAGGACGAUGCGGCACGGAUCAAGAAUGUGAACAAGCAGCUGAAGAACAACUUCAUCGAGAUCCGGGCACUGCCCGAAAUUCCAAUGACGGCGGAGAUGAAACUGCCAAUGAAUCCCAAUACCGGAUCGAAGCAAGAUCGUCGAACACCGCCAUCCUCCAAGGCUGGUACCGGUGCUUCGGGCAAUUUGCCCACCACAACCGUAUCGCAGAUGGCUCGCAAAUCGACACCACCCAUCAAUCCGACGUACAGUGUGGCCAACAGUGUCCCAGUGAAGACUUCACCCUCGGCCGCAUCCUCGAAUGGUGGCACUCCGGUGGACGCGAUUCAGCGCAAGAUCUACGACCUGAUCGAAAAGCAGAGCUCGUCCGAUAAGAUCAAGUCGUCGCAAACAAAACCCCCAACGUUGCCCCCAGUAUCACGGCCAAGCACCCCCAAGGGGUCUGCUUUUUCGGCCACCAACAACAACAAGCUCAAGAAUCCCAAUGCUACUGUGCACGAGAACGGUUUGCUGAAGUUGAACAACUAUCGCGAGGUGGAUCUGAUACCGAAAGGUGUCAGUCUUGGCACGGGUCCCAUCGCUCCAAAGCCAUUGAGUUCCUCCGUUUCACCUACGGGGGCUUCUCGAAUGAUGCCUCCACCUGCCGCACAACCCAAAUCAAUCGUUCCGAUCGCACCGAAACCGUCGCAGCAAUCUUUCGCCAACGGACGGAUGGCUAUGUCCCCGCCGAUCCAACGGUCACCGACAGCUGUUGGAGGUUAUCAUCAACCAAAGUCUAAGACACCCCCGUCCCAUCUGCCAUCGAUGGCCAGCAUGGGUCCUAUGUUCGCCGCAAUCGGUACGUCCGGUGGUACACCGUCGAAGAAGCCUCCGGUCGGUGCGUCUACCACACUCACAUCGGGCACUGUGCCGCGGCGUAAGAUUGUCCCGACGAACAAUUCGACAACAUUGGUGCCAUUGAAGUCCUCUUCGGUUUGCUCUCCAGCAUCGGCGAACGGUGGCGGAUCGAAGAUCAUGAGCAGUUCCUCCGACUUUAUCACUCUGCAUCCGCAGGGCCCGACAACAUCUUCAGCGCCAUCGUCUCGUUCACUGCCCUACACCAACCCCCAGCAGGCUGCUCUGUCGCAGAUGUUUAACAGCCAAUUCGCCCGCCAGUUUAUACUGAACUCCAUGUACAACCCGUACAGUUUGCACCAGUAUGCACAGCUGAGUAAUAGCGCGCACCUGAAUAUACCGAACGGGUCGGAUUCGGUUACAAUCACGGCCUCACCCAUGAACACGGCCCGUAACGCUGUGUCGCAGAAUACGCUCACCGUCACCGCUAUUCCAGCUGGCUCUACGGUGUCUAACGGCGGCCGAGGUGGCGGCCCGAACGGUGGCAAUGGUUCAGGAAACUCCGGCGGCGGAGGAGGUCCCUCUAGUAGGGGUUACGGGGGAGGUGGUCCCAAUCCGGCAUCACGCAACUCCUCCUGAGUAAUGCUGAUCGAGCUGUAGAGUGCUUGUUGACAGUGCCAGAAAGAGAUGGGGAAUGGUAGAAGCGUUUGGAAGAUCGCAUCUUGCAUUUCCUUUCGUUUUCGCACGGUCCAAAGAACAAGCUUUACAGCCAUAGUUUUUAAAGGCAUAUAAUUGCAACAAACGCUUUGCAAAAGGAAUAAUCGAUUUCAUGAGACUGAAAAACAAACGAAACAAAAAUGAAAGCAAGGUUGAAAGAAGACACAACACACACCAUUUUAAAGCUAGACGACAAGAAAAGAUGUGAAAAGCGAAGGUGAAGUGAGUGUGAGAAGUUUCAAAUUCCAGUGUGUUGUAUGAAAGGCAGAGGUUAGAAAUAAGCUAAAUGUAAUAGACUAGUUGUCGUUGUUAAAUGUUACACAGUGAAUGUUUAUUAGUUUACAGUUGCUCCUAGAGUUGUCACAACUGUAUAGUGUCACCCAACAAAGAGCAUACACACCCCACCUACCUGUCGCAAAAUACUAUUACGAACGCUGCUUUUGCAUUGCGCUAUGGUCUCGUUUUUUUAAAGAAUGAAAGCAGAAAGGGUUUUAUUUUGCUAUGUAAAUAGUAAAAAAUGGCUUUAGAUAAGAGCACAACAGCAGCAAUGAAUCAUCAAUCGUAUUGCCUUUGAAUGAGUAAACUAACCUCUUUCUGCGACAGUAGGUCGUCGCCAUAUAAGAACAUUGCUUUUGAUGUGAAGAUGUAAACUCUUUCUCUUGUUUUCGAGACACUUUUGCCAGUGCGAUCGAUGAUAUAUUAUACUAUCUUUACCCAGCUGUUACUGUGUGUACCGUUUCUGUUUUGUUGUGUUCCGUAAAUUUUAUCCCUUUUGCAAACCUUGUGUGUAUAUAUGCGUGUUUGGGUUUUGUAUGUUUGUAAAGCGAAUUUUCAGUGGAAAUUGCAGCUACAACUACAAAAGGGAAGGACUGCACAUGCAGCUCUCUACCACAAACAUAUAAUCAUAUCUCUUGAACUUUUAAAUUUAUAGAACCUAACGGCUAGGUUAAUGGGCAAAGGCUGAAAACUGUAGAAGCAAUAAGAAAACAGAACUAUAACAGGAGAGCAGAAGAAUUGUAAAAACAAAUAGAAAUCAGAAAAGAGAAUGAAACACUGUGCGAACAAAUGAAGAAAAGGGAGAAACAAAUGAACUGAAAAUUGUUCACAUGAAAACAACGAUUGAACUAUAAAGUGCGCGCGGUAGAGAAAAGGAACUUAUCCUUCAUCUGAAGGACACGAGUUAGCGAAUAGCAGCAAAACAACAAUCAAAACAAGCUUGCUGAUUACCCGGGGUAAGGUAAGCUGCAAACUUUUGUUUUUUCGUUAUUAUUUUUCCAUUAUGUUACUUCCAUUUUCGCUUCUUUUUUUAUAUUUCCAUAUUUAUUAUUCAACUUAUAAUUGUUCACUCUUGAAAUGUAUGAAUUAUGUAUGAAAUUGUGAGAGGAAUGAAUAUGAAAUACCCUUAAGUCGUUAUUAUGAUCGAUUGAUUUGCAUAUUCUUUUGUUUUUUUUUCGUUCUUGUUUUAAUAAUAUAAAAUGUAAAUGCAUAUUUCCGUCUGAUGAUGAUGGACUCAUUAUUUAUCUUACUAUCCUGCAGCCAUUAUGGAGACAUGAGCGUGGUACACCCCGAAUUCAUGUGUCGAUAAAGUACACCGUGACUAAUCGGCGAGUCAUUUUAAGCUAGAUGAUAGCAAACAACUUUUAGUCGUUUGUAUGUGAAACAAAUGUUUAGAGUAAGCAAUAAUUGUUAUAGAAUGUAGAAAGGGAGUGAAUCAGAAUCCCCGAUUCACAGUGUCCAGUCCGAUACGGACCUGAGCGAUUUCUCUGUAUACUAUUACCGAUUUAAGACACGGCAUCCGUAUGUCUCUCUUUAGUGUGUGUGUGUCUAGCAUAGCCAUUUGAAACGAAAAAAAGAAGCACCACCACCCCUGAUCCCAUGUGUCGUGCCGGACCUAUUUAUGAUAAGCUGUACAAAUUUUGUAAAUAAAUCACACCUCUUCUCUCUCUCCCCCCGUUGAACAACGGCCACGGCGAGAAGAGGAUGAUGUGUACCGGUACCGAAGCGAACCUUUUUGUACGCGCUCUCGAGUCAGAUAAAAUAAA
Messenger RNA from Anopheles moucheti, 7166 nucleotides. RefSeq names its product polycomb group protein Psc (gene Psc). The record is from RefSeq and is a predicted model, not a curated record. Gene Ontology annotation, molecular function: promoter-specific chromatin binding. The transcript is spliced from 5 exons. Lineage: Eukaryota; Metazoa; Arthropoda; Insecta; Diptera; Culicidae. Gene Ontology annotation, cellular component: PRC1 complex. Gene Ontology annotation, biological process: negative regulation of transcription by RNA polymerase II. The coding region runs from base 1 to 5046 and encodes 1681 amino acids.